AAGAACAUUAAUUCAGUUAUGGGCGAUUCUUUGCUUUGGAUGCGUGAAGAUGGUCAGUGCUCUGUCGAAGCGAUAACAAAGUUGCACUAACAGCAAGCAUCUGCCACCAAACUGACGGUGCAGUACCAAGUCACGACAGGCCCUUAGUUACCUUAAAUAUAAUUGAAGGUACCGUAAAUAUAUCGCAGAGAUUCACACGAAUCCUGGGGUCUGCCAGACUCUCGGUACGUUACCAGUCAUCAGUCGUCUACAAAAGAACAUUUCUUCGGAACCUCACAUUCUCUGGGGGUUUCGAUUUAAAAGUAAUGUCCAAGACAGCUGUGCAGUGUUGUUGUUCUAAGUAACAUUCGUACUUCAGCUCUCUUAACUACAGUGCUACAAAAUAUAUGAACUUCGGCUAUUUAGUACGUUGAACUUGAUAUCAGUGUUACAGGACUUUUUGAAUAUUAUCACGUAAUUUGUGACUAUUGGAAUAUUUGUGUCUUUGUGGCAGUGGGUGGAUUAUCGUGUUCGGUGUUAACCAACUAGCAAAAUAUUCGGUUACUAAUUCUGUGUUAACUCCUGUCAUGACAUCAAAACUACAGGUGAAGUUAUAUUAAAUAAAAUCUCGAACUUACGAAUAAAUUUUUUUCUACAAAUGUAAUUACGUAGAGAUACGGACUGCGUCGAAGGAAAUCUGGUCUGUUUUCGGGAUAAAUUUCUUGUGUAUGUGGUAAGAAAUCAGAACUUGUUAGGACAUUGUGUUAUAUGUAAAAUUUUGUGACGUACAUCAGCUUUCUACAAAGAGACGAUCAUGGUACCGUAAAGUUAUCAUUAUGACAAUUCCUGCAAUAUUAUUUUUAAGAUAUGUCGUCAAUCCACACUGUUUGCAUAUUAUUUCAAGACCAGCUAUGAAUGGAUUAUGCUAGGGGCGUGAAAAGUGAUUUGGUACAAAGUUACCGAGCAUUAUUUAAGAGAAAAAUAUUAAUACGUCGAAAAGGAUAAUUGAACUUGUAGUUUUAUCUGGAAUUAGUAAACGUCAGAACUAGUAGCAUUUAUGUUGAAGAAAUCUGGUCAGGAUAUGCACUUUAAACAUAAUAAGGAUCUCUCUUAUGAUAAUAUAUGAGCUACAUAUUUCCAAAUUAGGUAAAGUUUUGCUAAGAAGUGAGGUAGCGAAGAACUCUAAGAUUGUUAGCACUUAGGAAAUAUAUAAAACUAUUUUUAUAUAAAAAGUGAAGAAACCAUGAAUUGUCGCUAAUAAACAAGUGAGGAACUAUUGCAUUGUCAAAUAUUUAGAAAUUAAAGGAACCAAAGUUUAUCAAUAAUUAGGACUUAAAGAAGUCUUACGUACGGAGUGACGUAAGCAAUGAAAUAUGCUACCAAGUUUAUAGGAAAAAUCAUGUUUAGAAGUGUAAAUAAAUUACUUGAUUGGCGGGGAUCAACUAGUAACACUGCCACCAUGAGAGGAUGAAAACACGCCCUGAAGAUGGACUUAGUGCGAUGCGAAGGCGCGUCUUCGGGGGCUUCUGGUGCCAUGGUCUUGCGACCUCUGCCACUGGAUUGCCGCGUACCUGGAAUUAUUAUACCGCCUCCUUCAGGACCAUCUCUACAACACUACGUCUACAACAACCCUUCGGCUUCUGGAGACGAAAUGUUCUCCCCAGGGCGCAUCCUGACGCCGACGUCCAUCGUCACAGGAUAUGCCGAAGAUGAAGUGAGACUGUACUCUUCGCCCUUAGGUCUAGAGAACUUGAAGACACACGGCAUCAGCCCAAUGAGGAUAUCAGGAAGCAACGAGGACUUUACAACCUCGUCUCUUCUGUACCGACAUCGAGAAUCUUCCCCUUUGAGAAGUGAUACAAAACGCUGUGUUGUUGACACUGAUAAUUUGGGGGAUAUAAAAUCUGAUAUUAGCUCCCCGGUGAAAAGGCAAAUUUCGGAUUUUGGAACUCCUGACAACUACUCAGUCUCGACGCUUUACCGAUACCGCGAAUUGUCCCCCGUUACAACUACGGGUUAUGACGGGAAACAGUACUCUAAGUGCCUCGUACUGGAUGGUUCCGUCAGUGGUACCAAUGGUUCGUAUUCUAUGAAUAAAGAAGCAGACAAGGGAAGAGAUUUGUACAGGCACCAAGACACGCUUUCUCAAGACAGGUACAAGGGGCUGUCCUUGUGUGAUGUAUCUGCCAACACGAGCAACGAUAGAUCUGGAAACAGUAACACGAUGUACAAGGCAAGCAAUCGACAGGACAUAGUCUGGGACGCUUCAGUGUCUCCACCGGUUGGAAGUCUACUGAGUGUUCCGGGCUCCACCCAAACUUCCGGGCCGCUGAAUCCGGGGCUACAUCUCCAGAACCGUAGUCGGAGAGGUUCUUCAAGGUCCAGUGGUAGCAGGAGGGGCCACUUUGGGUGUCCGGGAUCCGAACGGGCGACCUCCCCGACAGUUGUUAAGAAGAGACGCUUGGCAGCAAACGCCAGGGAACGCCGUCGUAUGAACGGAUUGAACGAGGCGUUCGAUCGCCUCAGAGAAGUGAUACCGUCGUUGGGUGAAGAUCACAAACUUUCCAAGUUUGAAACUCUGCAAAUGGCCCAGACGUAUAUUUCGGCACUCUGCGAUUUGCUGGACCGCGGGAAACGGUGAUAGGGGCGAAGGGAGACACAAUAGACGCACUGAGUCAACAAGUGGGAAGCUUAGUUCACAGUGAGCCGACGAACGUCACAUAGGAGUUGCGAAAUUCUAGACGUCGUUUGUAAAAUCUAACCACCAAUCACUGGCGUAAUGACGCGAUCUGUGUUCCUGGCUGCCUAUUGCUUAAGGCGACGUUCCAGUCUAAGGGACCUUGGCACGUGUUUACGUUCAGUACACACCAAACGCAAAUAAAACAUCGCAAAUCAUUUGAUGGUUAAUGUGUUUAGGCUUACAUGCAUUGCAGGACGGCACAGUAUAUGUGGCUGAGUCACUCUAUUGUCAAUUGUUAUAUUUAUUUUAGAAGGUGUUAGUGAUAAAUCUGUGAUCUCAUGCAUUUCUAGAUCAUAUUUAAUAGGCCAGUGUAAUAACGAAUAAUAACUGUCAUAUGUCGGCAUUUCAAAUAGCCUAAUUAUUCUGAUGUGCGUCUUAUAUUUUACUUUGUUACUGGGAUAUUUUUACGAU
Messenger RNA from Zootermopsis nevadensis, 3130 nucleotides. RefSeq lists its product as uncharacterized. The record is from RefSeq and is a predicted model, not a curated record. Gene Ontology annotation, biological process: positive regulation of transcription by RNA polymerase II; axon development; sensory organ development. Gene Ontology annotation, cellular component: nucleus. NCBI's taxonomy places the organism in Eukaryota, Metazoa, Arthropoda, Insecta, Blattodea, Termopsidae. Gene Ontology annotation, molecular function: DNA-binding transcription factor activity, RNA polymerase II-specific; E-box binding; protein dimerization activity.